GUGAUGGCUAGCGUAGGUUUUGACGGUAACCUCAAGUCUUUCUUCAAAUACAUAGAGAACAUUCCAAAAUUCUACAAUCACACCAAGGAAGAGAUUCUGAUCCGCUACCGCACACUUCUUGAUGACGUCAUCGUUCCUCGUCUGGACACUAUGUUCUAUAACUUCUCCAUCACCCCAGUCACAGUUGUUCCCGUGGAAAGAGACGGCCCAUGGGGUUCCUAUGGCGUUGGAUACUUCUACGUCAAUUUGAAGGAACCAAGGAAAAGAUCCACGUUCACCAUGUUACCACUAACGCUACACGAGGCGUACCCAGGCCACCACUUCCAAGACUACUAUUCCAAGCACUGGGAAAUCCCGAUGUACCGCGCACAGCCAAUGAACGGCCGGCUGUACAGUGUGCCCUUCCACUUCCCUGUGUACAGCGCCUAUGCCGAGGGCUGGGCUCUCUACUCGGAGUUCUUGGGACACGAGCUGGGUCUCUAUGAGGAGCCCUAUGAUUUGUGAAAAAUUCAACUUGAAAGAGUUUCACCACCAGGUUUUGAAGGUGGGUUAUGUUCCCUUGGAUAUUCUGCAGGAGAUAAUUGACGAGUGGGUGGAGUCACAGAUAGAGCCGGAAGAAACGGUGACGUCAGAGCAUGAGGAGGCGGCCAAUCAACGCUCAGGAUCCAUUACCAUUCCAAAAUCCCCAUUAUUUGUUUCGUUUCUGUGUGUCCUAUACGCUGCUGUACAGAGGCACGGCUCGUAGUUUGGAGUGGUGGAGGGCUGUGGUUUUCGCGUAUCCGAAUUGAAAAGGUUCCAUCUACUAAAUCAAUUAUUUAUGCUACACUUCACCUUGGUCCAAUUCAACUUCAACGCUCUAAGCUGGUUGCACAACAACAACAACAUUAACAACAGCAACAACAGCAGCAGCAGCAGCAACAACAACAGCAACAACAACAACACCCCCUCCCUCUCCGGCCCCCGAAAAAAAAA
Messenger RNA from Aplysia californica (California sea hare), 972 nucleotides. RefSeq lists its product as uncharacterized. NCBI's taxonomy places the organism in Eukaryota, Metazoa, Mollusca, Gastropoda, Aplysiida, Aplysiidae. The record is from RefSeq and is a predicted model, not a curated record.